Messenger RNA from Apis laboriosa (Himalayan honeybee), 1249 nucleotides. RefSeq names its product cyclin-C (gene CycC). Bases 275 to 1078 code for a protein of 267 amino acids. Gene Ontology annotation, cellular component: mediator complex; nucleus. The transcript has 5 exons. Lineage: Eukaryota; Metazoa; Arthropoda; Insecta; Hymenoptera; Apidae. Gene Ontology annotation, molecular function: cyclin-dependent protein serine/threonine kinase regulator activity. Gene Ontology annotation, biological process: positive regulation of transcription by RNA polymerase II. The record is from RefSeq and is a predicted model, not a curated record.
UUCAAAUUUAUUGAAAUUAGUAAAUAAAAGUUCAUACAAAGUUUUUAAGAGAUAUAAAUUUAAAUAAUGCUAGUGACCGCGAAAAUGUUGACGUUUAUAAGAUUUGUAUUACAUUUUAUAAAUAAGCAGUGACUAAAAUAAAAAUCAAAUGAAUAAAUGCCAAAUUAUUAUAUGCUGGAUUAUUAUAGAAUCUGGAGAUAAUCAUCGGACGAUAAUCAGGCGUAUAGGGUGAUAUAAGACUUGCUUAUUUUUGUGAUAAUAAUUUGAUAGUAAUAUGGCUGGUAAUUUUUGGCAAAGUUCACAUCAUCAACAAUGGCUUCUUGAUAAACAAGACUUAGUGCGAGAACGACAACAUGAUCUUUCAAUUUUUACAGAAGAAGAAUAUCAAAAAUUAUUCAUCUUUUUCUCCAAUUUAAUACAAGUAUUGGGUGAACAAUUAAAACUCAGACAACAAGUUAUAGCUACUGCAACUGUUUAUUUUAAAAGAUUUUAUGCUCGUAAUAGUUUAAAAUGUAUAGAUCCAUUAUUAUUAGCACCUACAUCCGUUUUCUUAGCUUCAAAAGUAGAAGAAUUUGGAGUUAUUUCUCAUAAUAGAUUAAUUGCAGCAUGUCAAACUGUAGUAAAAAAUAAAUUUAAUUAUGCUUAUUCACAAGAAUUUCCUUAUCGUGGAAGUCAUAUUUCUGAAUGUGAAUUUUAUCUGUUGGAACAUUUAGAUUGUUGUUUAAUAGUAUAUCAACCAUAUCGGCCUUUAUUAAUUCUUAUUCAAGAUAUAGGUCCAGAUGAACAAUUACUUACAUUGGCAUGGCGUAUAAUUAAUGAUAGUUUACGUACAGAUGUAUGUUUAUUAUAUCCACCACAUCAAAUAGCUAUUGGGUGUUUGCAAAUAGCUUGUGUUAUAUUGCAAAAAGAUUUAAAAGCAUGGUUUGCUGAAUUAAAUGCUGAUAUGGAAAAAAUUCAAGAAAUCGCACGAUAUAUCAUUAAUUUAUAUGAACUAUGGAAAACAUAUGAUGAAAAGAAAGAAAUUCAAGGUUUAUUAUCCAAAAUGCCAAAGCCUACACCAUCACCACCACAGCACUGACAACAAGUUCUUUUAUCAUCUAAUAUUUGGGACUGACUAAUAAAAGUAAACAUUACUUUUGUUAAUUAUGUUUAAAUGACGAAUGAACUGGUUUAAUUUAUGAAAUAUUAAUUUUUAUAUUUGUAUUAUAUUUUUACCAUAAUUAUUUUUUUAAACAAAAUUAUUCUAAAU